Molecule: messenger RNA, 891 nt
Organism: Durusdinium trenchii
Lineage: Eukaryota; Dinophyceae; Suessiales; Symbiodiniaceae
Source: the annotation of a GenBank genome assembly
AUGGUUUUGCAUGACCCGAGGGGGGUCGUGAAUCAUCGCGUGGUUCAGUUCAUUCUGUUCACAUGUCUUCACUCCGUGUCCGCCUGUUUUUUGAUGAUCGGAUUUGGCAGACGUUUUGGUGUCUCGCAGUGGAUCCAGCUACCACGGAACCCAGCGUCACGUUUGGGUUCCGCUUUGGACCCAAACGUUCAUGUUGGCAACAUCCAAACCCUCAGAACGUGGAGCUUCCUGAAGUGUGCAUUCAGCGACCCAGGCUUCGUACCCCAGUGGUGGUUAGACGAGCACCAGCACUGUCGGGCGGAGCCCAGCUUCUUCGGGUGGCAACCAGGGCGGGUCUCGAGCUGCGCCAAAUGCCAAGUGGUGCGACCGGAGCGUGCGCACCAUUGUAGCGUUUGCGGCAAGUGCGUCCUGCGAAUGGACCAUCACUGCCCCUGGGUUGGAAACUGUGUUGGUGCCAAGAACCACAAGUACUUCAUUCUGAUGCUGGCGUAUGGCAUCAUCUCGGCCAUCACCUAUGCCUCCUCGGCCUAUCCCAUCCUCUCGGCGAUGCUCGGCCGCGGCCACGGUCGAUGGACCAUGGGAAACUUGGGUGCUGGCGGAUGGGGCCUCUUCAGCAUGGGUGCAGUCUUAUCGGCCUCCCUAGGCUUGGCCAUGAGCAUCCUUUUCCUCUCACACCUUUGGCUGAUGGCGGUGAACCGCACCUCCAUCGAAGUGGCCUACUCGGGCAGGACCAGCCUACGAGGGCGAAGGGUUUUGGCCCGCGAGGCUGCACAGCUUUGUGGGCGCUGUGGCGUGGACUGGUUGCUGCCGAUCGCUCCGUUGAGGCCCACCAGCGACGGCUGCAAGUUCCUCCCGGACUACAACCGCGUGGAUCCGGAGAUCGGACUGUGA